Molecule: messenger RNA, 6013 nt
Organism: Xenopus laevis (African clawed frog)
Lineage: Eukaryota; Metazoa; Chordata; Amphibia; Anura; Pipidae
Gene: eeig1.L
Product: family with sequence similarity 102 member A L homeolog
Cellular component (GO): cytoplasm; nucleus
Source: RefSeq, marked provisional
CUCACUGGCUGAGCUAUAACAGCUACAGGAAGGACAGGCAAGAGAACGGUCUCCCCAGAAGAGUCUAUACGUCCCCCCACUACUGAGAGACCAGCAACAUACGAUACCCCAUGAGCCUGCUCUGGACUUGAACAAGAGGAGUCACCCCUCGAUAGUGAGUUUUGGAGACCCCCCAUCUCUGCUGGUUUGGAGCGUGAGGGUCCACUCCUUCUACCCCUGGAGAUGCUCCAAAGGUUCUCCCUCUCCUCAGUGAAACCGUGUGGCAUCCGUUCCCGAGGGAGGGCCGGCCAUCCCAGGCACAGAUACAUAGACGUUGACAGAAGAUAAAAGAUCCGAAAAUUCUGUAGUUUCUCAGAGAGAAAGGUUCUCCCCCAACCCCCAGCUUUCACCGUCCCAUCUGCUUUCUCUUAAGCCAGCAACACCUUGAGAAUUUCUUUCACUUGCUGGUGGUGGUGGGGUCACUCAUGGCUUUUCUGACCAAGAAGAAGAAAUUUAAAUUCCAGACCAGCUUUAACCUGGAGGAGCUGACGGCCGUCCCGUUCGUGAACGGGGUCCUGUUCUGCAAAGUCAGGCUGUUGGAUGGAGGAGACUUUGUCAGCCAGUCCAGUAGGGAGGAGGUCCAGGAAAACUGUGUGCGCUGGAAGAAGAAGUUCAACUUUGUGUGCAAGAUGAGUGCUAACUCUGCAACGGGAGUGCUGGACCCCUGCGUCUGCAGAGUCUCCGUGCGGAAGGAACUGAAGGGAGGAAAAACAUAUUCAAAGCUGGGCUUUGCUGAUCUCAAUCUGGCCGAGUUUGCUGGUUCUGGCUCCGCUGCCCGCUGCUGCCUGCUGGAAGGUUAUGAUACCAGGAACACAAGGCAGGACAACUCCAUUCUAAAGGUCAACAUUGGGAUGUCGCUUCUUUCUGGAGACCCAUGCUUCAAGACACCUCUAUCUACAGUGAAAACAGUGUCUCCCCCGGGACAAGACUCCUCGUUACAGAUGACAUGUAAAGGAGAAGGGACAGUAAGGUCAGCGGGUGGCACCGUGAGGCAGAACAGAAGCCGGCAGGCUAUGCUGAGCUCAGGGGUUUUUGACGAAACAGAGCAAAACCUAUCAAGUCCAGAGGAAACGCCCCAUUCAGGGCAUUCCCGCAACUCUAGCCAGGCCAGCCAGCAAUCCAAAAUAUCUGGUCACAGCUCCGAACAUUCCCGCUGCUCCAGCAUGUCAGACCUGACUCACAGACGGAACACGUCUACCAGCAGCAGCGUCUCUGGGGGUCUCAGCCUCACAGCAGAGGGGACUGAACCUGAGCGAGAUGUUAAGCCGGAAAAGCCUCCACGGCCUAUUCGGCCUCCCCUUCACCCAGACAGACACUCCAGGAGGAAGAAAGACUCUGUAGAGAGUCAGCCCACGUGGGUAGACGACACCAGGAUUGAUGCUGAUGACAUUGUGGAGAAGAUCAUGCAGAGUCAAGACUUCUCAGACGUCAGCAACAACGAAGAUAGUCACCUGAGACUGUUCGUCAGCAGAGAUGGGUCAACCACACUGAGCGGGAUCCAGCUUGCUAACAGGAUCUCUGCUGGAGUGUUCGAGCCUGUGAUGAUUGAAAUCCGCUAAAUGGAAGAGAGACAAGGGAACCGUCCGCACUCCCAGGCUCCUUUCUAGUAGCAGAAUGCAAAGCUGGGAUCCUUCACACAAGAGGAGAGACAGGACUUUGCAUAUUUUCUAAGGCUUGACAGUUCCAGUCAGCCACUGUGGUUCCUCCCCUUAUCUUGGCCUCUGUCCCAGUAGCUGUGCACAACUCCCUGAGUGUUUUCUUUUAUCCAUUUUCUGAUAGAGUUCCUGUCUGCUUCUAAUCACUGUGAGUUUAACCAGGCAUCUGGAGAAAGAGGCUACAAAGCCAGAUGCUCAGCAUUCCAUGCUCCGGUGCCUCACAUUGCAGCAGCCUCUGUUUUACUUGCCCAGCAGAAGACUAAGCACUAUUCCAGUGGCAUGUGAGCCACAAUAAAACUGUGGACUCUCUGACUGUCCCUUUAAUAUUUUCAUGGCCAAUAGCGCAGCUGUGCUGCACAAGUUUGGUCUUGAAGAUGUUAAAGGGACCUUUUACUCCCUAUGGUGUUGCAGUCCUGGAAUCACUGGAACAUCGACCUGCUAAUAUAUAGCAGUCUGUAUAUAGCAGAAUAUAAUCAGUCUGUUUCACAACUGUACUGCACAGGGCAGCAUUAAGGGAGUGGUUUAAAGGAACAGUUAAAAACUGGGUAAAUAGCUGUGCAAAAUAAAAAAUGUUUCUAAUAUAGUUAGGCAAAAAUGUAAUGUAUAAAGGCUGGAGUGACUGGAUGUCUAACAGAACAGAAGACUACUUCCUGCUUUUCAGCUCUCUAACUCUGAGUUAGUCAAUAACUAUAAGGGGGGCCACAUGGGACAUUAUUGUUCAGUGAAUUUGCAGUUGAUCCCCAGCAUUCAGCUCAGAUUCAAAAGCAACAGUUAUGACCCAUGUGGCCCCGCUCAAGUCACUGGUUGAUUAGUGCCUGGUAACCAAUCAGUGAAAACCAAGAGAUUUGCAAAGCAGGAAGUAGUGUUCUGGCUAUUAUGUUAGACAUUCAGUCUUUCCAGCCUUUAUACAUUACAUUUUUGGCUAACUAACUAUAUUAGAACAUUUUUAAUUUUGCAUGGGCUCUUUGUUAUCCAGCUUUUUUUUAUACUGAACAAGAACCACCUCCUAUUCCUAAAUUUGCCACUUCACAAGGAAACUGUUCAGAGAGAUCCAAAUGAGUCCCUGCUUCCCCUUUACUAAACGGUACCGCUGCUUUCUUCUUUCCGGUCAGGCCACAUGACUUUGUCCUGAGUUCUUGAUCCCCCUUCCCCCUCAAAAAAAAAAAAGGAAGAAAGUGUCAGUACAGACAGCAAAGAUCCUUAAAAAUAGGUCACAUAACACAGCUGGACUGUUAAAGAUUUCCCCUCGGGCAGGGGUACAUGAUGCAGCUGGUCUGCGGGCACCCUCAGGUAGGGGCCACGUAAAGCAGCGGGUCUGCAUUUAACCCUUAAGGCCUCCUCGGGUAGGAGAGAUGAAACACAGCUGAGCUGUGAGUAUCCUUAAAGGAAGAAAACCUAUUAAACGGAAAGACUAUUGGAGGGGAAAGCUACUGCUGGUUAGUGAAUCCCCUACUUCAGAUACAGGCCCUACAGAAUUCUCCGGUUAGAUAUGGAAGGCCCAGCUAUUCUGUACUGCUACUUUCUCCUACACAUUCCAGUGCAUGAAAGGCCUAUGAGAAAGCCACCAGUAGGGGUUGGCUGUGCAGGACACAGCAGCUGCCUUUCAGGACUCCGUCAUAACCUGACCAUUCCCCUCUUUUAACUCGGUGAGGGCUGCACAGCUUUUCCAAAAACCAGCAGGCUGGUGUUAUCAUUUCACUUGUGUGUCUUACCUACAUUUUCAAUGUGAACCUCCUUUUCCUUGACUUGGGUUUAAGCCAUCUGGGCUUGUUGUUUUUUUUUUCUUCUGUAGUUGCUUUUGUUGUUAUUGGGUGAAACUGGGAGCCUAGGAAAUCUCCCCCAUUCAUUGCAGUGGCCCAAGGUGAGUGUGUGUGAUAUACCCUAGAAGAGUCUAUUGUCCACCACCACUUCCCCUUGAUUUUAGAGACACAGCAAUUUGCCUUUUUGGUUUAGAGAUGAAAAUGGAAACCGUCCCACAUUAACUUUGAAACCACUCUUAAUGUUCUGGGCACUUUAAUGAUUGUUGGACAUGGUGCAGGGAUUUCUAAUUAAAUGUCGUUCUUGUUCAGAAGCAGAUUUGAGACGACAGAAAAGGUCUGUAAGGAUUUUAUUUUGCUUUGAAUCUUUUUUGGGUUUUUUCUCCCUCUACUGCAAUAAUGGCUUUAAUGGAAUUCUGGUGAUGCACAGCACUUAUGGAGUUCACUAACCUCACUGCUAUCCCUACUGUGCUCCUCUGGAAGUGUUAAUGCUCAGGGUAUGUUCAUGAUGACGAUGUGCAGAAAUAAUGAGUCUGUUUUUAUUGGGGCGUGACAGUCUUGUAUUGACUGUACAGUCACAUGGAGGUAAUUCUGCCUGACGUGAGACAGUUACAAGCAGUACAAUGAGUGUUAAAGACAAAGUCUGGCCAUACCCAUGACCCCGUUCUUCCAGAAACUAAUCUGCACAUUGUCAAAAGUAGGGCAAAAGGGUUUGUUACGAAGCUAAAAAAAAAAAAAACAUAUUUUUUCCAUCACGUUUGCACAACCCCCUCAGGAGUCUUUACAGAUAGAGGUCAGAGCAACCCUCUUCGACCUACUAAAGCACACAACACGGCUUCUGAGCUAUUCUGGUUUAACAGAUUCUAUCGCUGCUCACAGGUAUCUGCAGGCAGAUCUGAACCAUGGCAUCCACCAAGCAAUCUAAAUAUUUGAGGCCACAGGUAGACUUUGCCACUCUAGAACUAGAAUUUUACUUGGGCUCCGUGUUGAACUGGGACACUCUUAGGAGAUAGAGACAGUGCCGAAUGGUAUAGAGGUUAUAUUGGCUUAAAGGGAUACUGUCAUGGGGAAAAAAAGUUUUUUUUUAAAAACGCAUCAGUUAAUAGUGCUGCUCCAGUAGAAUUCUGCACUGAAAUCCAUUUCUCAAAAGAGCAAACAGAUUUUGAAAUCUGACAUGAGGCUAGACAUAUUUUCAGCUUCCCAGCUGCCCCCAGUCAUGUGACUUUGAUGCUCUGAUAAACUUCAGUUACUCUUUACUGCAAGUUGGAGAAAUAUCAACCCCCCUCCCUUUUGCCCCCAGCAGCCCAUCAGCAGAACAAUGGGAAGGUAACCGGAUAGCAGCUCCCUAACACAAGAUAACAGCUGCCUGGUCGAUCUAAAAAUAGCAUUCAAUAGUAAAAUCCAGGUCCCACUGUGACACAUUCAGUUACAUUGAGUAAGAGAAACAACAGCCUGCCAGAAAGCAGUUCCAUCCUAAAGUGCUGGCUCUUUCUGAAAGCACAUGACCAGGCAAAACGACCUGAGAUGCACCUACACACCAAUAUUACAAAUAAAAAAUACACUUGCUGGUUCAGGAAUUAAAUUUUAUAUGGUAGAGUGAAUUAUUUGCAGUGUACUUUAGGAAUAAAAACUACAUCAUAAAACUCAUGACAGAAUCCCUUUAAGGGCCAGAUUUGUGGCCUUGCUACAAAUCCGGGCCUGAUUGGCUUACAGUGGAAAUAAGAAAAGGCUAAUGGGAAUUAUCUUGGACUGGGUACCCAGGAAGGUCAGUCCAACCCUGCCUUUGUUAAAUUGUAAUUAAAAAGGUUCCAAAAUGUAUUGAACAUUCCUCUAAGUUUAUACUGUCUUAUAAUUAACGUCUUAUUGGUCACGAGAAGUGUAAACAUGAGGUUCUACUGUCGUUAAUUGAUGGGUGAUUAACUAAGGUUAUCCAGGUAAACAUGCAAACUGGUGAAACAUUUUAAGAAGAAUGCCGCAUAGACGGGCAGACUUCUGUAUCCCAGAUAUUGCAGAACUACAACUCCCAGAAUUCCUCCAUCAGAUGGUCUGGUGAAAGAAUCAACCCCCAGUUGCCAGGCAGCCUGUAAAUUUCAGCUAAUAUUUAGAUUGCUUGGUUGUUCAGUUCAUUCAUGCCGCAGGCACCCUGCAAAAUUUGAAGUCAAAAUAGCAUUAUUUUUUUAAUACGUUUAUUUUCUUUUGAAAUGUGAGGCGGAGCGAGAAGCAAAAUUCAGAUGAAAAUAAAUUUGUACUCAGAUGAUAAAGUAUUUACAGAGAGCUAUAUAGAGUAAAAUAAAGCUAUUUUUGCAAAUGGUCCAAAGGCGCACAUAAUAGGAGAACCUACUGGGAAUGUGAAGAGAAUCAAAUGUAUAGGUUUUGUUUUCCCAUGACGUAAAUGUAAUUCAGCCUCUAUUUUUGCGUGGAGCUAAGAAGCUCGGCUCUGCCUUUACCUGUUCCGAUUGUCAGGUCGUGAUUUUCUCUGAUUCCGUCUGUACCACUGUAAUCGGAAAUCAGUAGCAUUUGGGGAGCGGUUUGGGCAAAAUAAAAAUGUCCUAUUGUUAAUGC